Chiloscyllium plagiosum (whitespotted bambooshark) is the source of this 2866-nucleotide messenger RNA. RefSeq names its product tripartite motif-containing protein 16-like. NCBI's taxonomy places the organism in Eukaryota, Metazoa, Chordata, Chondrichthyes, Orectolobiformes, Hemiscylliidae. Gene Ontology annotation, molecular function: protein binding; zinc ion binding. The record is from RefSeq and is a predicted model, not a curated record.
CCAGUUAUGCUGAAAUGAAAAUUUUAUUUUUUUUCUCUGAAGUAAGGUUUUAAGGCAGAUAAAUAAGAGGAGCUAUAUUGUUGUUGAGAAAUAUCUCGAGUUAUUCAACUCUGAGAGGUAAAUUCGUGAAUCAUUAACUUUCAGGACUGGUUCCAAGCUUCCCUUUCAGUUCGCUGCUUGUCCUGACUUGGUGAGGGUUGGGCUCUCUCUCUCUCGUUCCCUGAGGAAUGGCGGUGUCGAAAGUCUCCAUCUCUGAAGCCAAGUUAGCCUGUGCCAUCUGUCUGGAUCUCCUGAAGUCCCCCGCGACCAUUCCCUGUGGGCACAACUUCUGCAUGGAGUGCAUUGGGAGAUGCUGGCAUCAGGAAGGAGGGUCCGAGACCUUCAGGUGCCCUCAGUGCCGAGAAACAUUCAGCUCCAGGCCCUCCCUCUCCAAGAACACCAUCCUGUGUGAGAUUGUGGAGGACUUCUCCCACGCCGACCCAGCCUGUGCCUCCAGGGAGGCAGUCACUUCCCAGGGUGUCCUGUGUGACUUCUGCACCGACGAGAAGCUCGAAGCCGUUAAGUCAUGCGUGGUCUGCAUGGCUUCGUACUGUGAGGUCCACCUGCAGCCCCACAGCAACAACCCAGUGUUCAGCGACCACCGACUCAUCGAUCCGGUCAGGGACAUCGAGAGGAGGAAGUGUCCCAGCCAUCGGAAACCCCUGGAGGUUUUCUGCAGGACUGAUCAGAAAUGUGUCUGCUGCUUAUGCGCCAUCAAUGAACACAGGCAACAUGAGACCGUGUCUGUGGAAGAGCAAGUGGGCGAACUGAAGAAAGAACUCCAUGAGCAACAGACUGAGGUGGACAAACAGCUGCUGGAGACCACGGAGGAGAUUGGAAAGCUGCAGCAGAGAGCUGACUCCAUUAAAGGUAUGGUGCUGCAGGUCAAACAUCACACCAGGAACAAGUGUGCUGAGUUAGUGAAAACCAUUGAGCGGGCACAGAAGGACGUUUUACGAUAUCUCGAUGGUGAGGAGGAAGCUGUAUUGAGCCGGGUGGAAGAAUCCAUGAAGCUACAACGGAUUACUCUUGCUGGGCUGCAGGACAGUAAACAGCAACUCCAGGCUGCCCUGGAAAGUGAUGACAGCUUGUUUGUUUUACAGGAACAUUGGAGGUUGAACAAACCCGUGCACCCUGCUCCCAUCUCACAUUGCGAGGCUGAUGUCAACUUUAGCACCGUGGAAACUGCCAUGACUGAGCUGUCCAAUCACAUCGCAGGACAGCUGCAUAGCUGCUUCAACCCACAUCUGGAAGGAGAAGUCUCCAAAGAUAAUGAGAAAGAGAUCUCCACCAGCCCAGCGAUUGUAUGUCCCAUGGAAACAAAGGCUGAUCUCGACAGUAAGCAGAAAGCAGAUUAUGUACAACACGCUCUCCGGCUGACGUUUGAUCUCAACACGGCGCACAAGCACCUACUUCUAUCGGAUGACAACUGCACAGUGACAGAUGUUGACCCCGAAAGCGUCCCUUACCCCGAGCACCCCGACAGGUUCAGCAACUUCCCCCAGGUGCUGUGUGCCGAGAGCCUUUCGGGAGGACGCUGCUACUGGGAGGUGGAGAUCAGUGGACAUUGGGCGGGAAUUGGGGUCACCUACAGGGGGAUCAAAAGGAAAGGGUCGAAUAUGUGCAGCCUUAUUGGGCGGAACAGUUUGUCCUGGUGCCUCCUGUACAGCAACAGCAAGUACUCAGCUCUUCACAACAAGCAGGAGGUCAGUCUGCAGUCCGGGAGGUACCAGAGAAUUGGCAUCUACUUGGACUACCCUGAGGGCACGCUGGAUUUUUAUGGGAUUGACAACACGAUGAGUUUGAUCCACAGGUUCAAGACAGAGUUCACCGAGCCUGUGUACCCUGCUUUUUGGGUUUUUCUGGGAACAUCUCUCCGGAUAUGCUGGCUGGAUUAGGAGCGUGCUAAUUUCUACUUCCCAAGUGUCUUCUAGCCUGCACUUUCAGAGAUGGGCUCACACGUGGUGCACAGAGGCAGUGAUCAGAGAGCCUGGUUUAACUGUGGAACACAUGCUGUCACAUUGGAGUGGAUGAGGCGAGUAGCUGAUACAUUCAACUAAAUAAACUGCUGUAAAAUCUCAGCGAGCCAGCCAACACUGUGGGAGACUAAGGGUUAGCAUCAGUCCCUGAGUGACAUGGGCUGUGGCAUGACGAGUGGCAGAACUGCGUGAGAUGUUUAGCAAAUCCCACCUCGAUGUCGAGAUCACCUCGCAACAUCUGGUAUAGCAUAUAGUGUGGCAAGGUACUCACUAGCAAGUUCCCAAUAGGUGCCUACUGUCAAUUUGUUAAAAGCCUUGUUAACAGCGUAUCUUGCCGUCUUAUCAAGCUCACCAACAAACUAGCCGUCAGGAGACCAGAGCGGGUUCCAGGUGGGUUCAACUCUCCGCUUGUUCAGAAGGAGAUGCUGGACACUGGGCACUAAAAUCUCAAGGGGUGCUCCACAGGCAGUGGCCACAUGCAACCAUGUCCAUGGCAUCCGACAUACGCCAGCCUCUUGGAACGUCUCCAAUCCACUGACGGGACACUUCUGCUCUUCAACGCUACGCCUCAGGCAGCCCUGGUAACUCGCAUUGUAACGCUACAGCAAGCAUGCUAGUGUGCUCAGGGGCACACACCCAGCUCAUAGAAUAUCUCCACUGUGGAAUGAGGCCAUUGGGCCCAUCAAGUCUGCACCGACCCUUUGCAGAGAAUGUCAUGGAGAGGACCAGGCUGCAGCUCCAAGCUCUUCAAUAGCUGUUAUACAUAGCAUCACAGAAACCCUACAGUGUGGAAACAGGCCGUUCAGCAAGUCCACACCCACCCUCCGAAGCGUAAUGCACCCAGACCC